This is a messenger RNA of Exaiptasia diaphana, 2317 nucleotides long. RefSeq names its product nucleolar RNA helicase 2. The coding region runs from base 119 to 2167 and encodes 682 amino acids. The record is from RefSeq and is a predicted model, not a curated record. Gene Ontology annotation, molecular function: helicase activity; RNA binding; ATP binding. NCBI's taxonomy places the organism in Eukaryota, Metazoa, Cnidaria, Anthozoa, Actiniaria, Aiptasiidae. The transcript is spliced from 18 exons.
GGGCUAUAGUUGCGCAAUAUUUCUACUCGCUCUGGUUGAAAAAUCUGGUCGAUCGCUGUUCAAACUACAUAUUUAAAAAUAGAAGCCAAACUAGUGUUUAACUUUGUAAAUUGUUAAUAUGGCCGAGAAAAAGGAUAAGAAGAAGUCCAAGAAAGACAAGAAAGAAGACAAARAACCUGCUGAGCACAGUUCAAAAAAGGAAAAAAAGGCCAAGAAAAAGCGCAAGCUGGAAGAAGAUGUCGAUGAACAAACUGACAGAAAGAAAAGAAAGACAAGUGAAGACAGGGACAGUGAUGAAGGGGUGGAACUAAGUGUUGCUCAAAGAGAGGGAGAUUUUGCCAAGUUUAGGAUAUCAUCAAAGGCAGUCCUUUCUCUGGAAGACAGAGGUAUCACAUAUCUUUUUCCCAUACAGGCUCAUACAUAUGACUAUAUCUAUGAUGGUCAUGAUGUAAUAGCACAAGCAAGAACUGGCACUGGCAAGACUCUUUCCUUUGCACUCCCUUUGAUGGAAAAAUUGCAUAAAAAGAAACUUGAUCAAUCAAGAGGAAGACCCCCAAAGGUUCUUGUCAUGGCGCCUACAAGAGAGCUUGCAAAACAAGUUGGUAAAGAAUUUGAGAAUCUGAGAUCAGAGCUGAAAGUAUACUGUAUAUAUGGAGGGAUGCCAUAUGACCCACAAGAAAUGGCUAUCAGGGAUGGACUGGAUGUUCUUGUUGGAACUCCAGGAAGAAUUCUUGAUUUCAUGAGACAGGGGACAUUAAACCUCUCCAAGUUGAACCAUGUAGUUUUAGAUGAAGUUGACAGAAUGUUGGACAUGGGAUUCUCAGACUCUGUUGAGGAGAUUCUGGCCCAAUCAUUCUCAGAGGAAAGGGAAGAAAAGCCACAAACUUUACUGUUUUCAGCCACCCUUCCACCAUGGGCAGUAGCAACYGCUAAAAAGUACAUGAAACAAGACAGAAAACUUGUUGAUUUGAUAGGACAUGAUAAACUUAAAACGGCUACAACAGUCCAGCAUAUGGCAAUUAAAUGUCAUUAUUCAUCUAGAGCAUCUACAAUAGGAGAUGUUGUGCAGGUUUACUGUGGUGCUCACGGUCGUACAGUCAUCUUUGCUGAAACUAAGAAAGAUGUUAAUGAGCUUGCACUCAACUCCUCACUUAAGCAGGAAACACAAGUUUUGCAUGGUGACAUCCCACAGAAGCAAAGAGAAAUGACAUUGAAGAGUUUCCGUGAAGGAAGGUUUCGUUGUUUGAUUGCAACUGAUGUUGCUGCUCGAGGAYUGGACAUCCCUGAGAUUGAUCUUGUAGUACAGUGUGAGCCACCUAAGGAUGUUGAUGCAUACAUUCAUAGGUCAGGUCGCACAGGGCGUGCYCAUCGUGAAGGUAUCUGCAUUGUCUUCUAUAAACCUCAACAAGAGAUGAUGGUAGAAAAUGUAGAGAGGAAAGCAGGAAUUAAGUUUAAGCGUAUUGGUGCACCACAGCCRUCAGACAUUAUCAAAGCAUCAGCUGAAGAUGCACGGAGAUUCUUAGACCAAAUCCCAUCUGACGUGCUCGAUCACUUCCGUGAAGCAGCUGAGAAGCUUAUUGACGAGAAAGGUGCAAUUGAUGCUGUAGCAGCUGCCUUGGCGCAAAUCUCAGGAACGACAGAAAUCAAAUCUCGCUCCCUCCUCACGUCACAAGAAGGUUAUAGUACAUAUAUAAUGAAGUGCGACAUAGCAGAACCUGUGCGAUCGACGGGAUACAUGUGGCGGAUUGUAGAAAACAACUUGCCACCAGAAGUGAAACCUGAAGUCAAAGGAAUGAGACUUAUUAGCGAUAAAAAGGGCGUUGUUUUUGAUGUACCGCGUAAGUUGGACAAUCUAAUAAAGGAGUCGUGGACAGACAGACGCGGUACCACUCUGAAAAGAGCGACACAUCUUCCAGAGCUUCUAGCAUCGACUCAGUCGAGUUCAGGGGGGUUCUCUGACAGGGGUCGUGGAGGAAAUUCCUGGGGUAAUCGUAAUUAUGGUAAUGAUCGRUCACAGAACGGAUUUCGACACUAUAAUAAUAGUAGUCGAAACUAUAACAACAGUAACCAUAGCAAUAGUAGCUACAGUAACAGAAGAUCAAGUAACUACAACUCCAAUGGUAGCUGGCAGUCCAAUCGGUCCAAUGGUUUUCGAUCAAAUCGAUGAAAGACUUCACGUGAUGAUAAGGAAGAAAUAGGACAACGCAUUGGGUGCGGGGAAUUUGCAUUCUCAUUUUAUUCAUUUCAUAUUUAUGCUAGAUAUUUUAUGGAUUAAAAAAAUGUAUAUUUUAUCCCAAAUAAAAUUUUAUUCACUUGA